AUGAUUGAAGAAAAGAGAGAAAGGGCACAUUUCAGAGAAAUCGCCACAAAGCAGAGAGCAACAAGGCGAUACAAUUCACGAGUCAUACAAAGAAGAACGAAGUUUUCUUAUCAUCUUCUCCAGAACGAGUUUCACAAGGUCAUCAAUCAUCAAUCAUCUUCUUCGUCAUUCCCAAUCAUCUCUCAAAUUAGGGCACAAUCGGAACGACGAACUUCACAAUCGGAACGACGAACUUCUUCUUCUCCAGAACGAGUUUACUUUCGUGGCUUUAAGGAUUUGUUUGACUGGAAGCAUUUUAUUGAUACAUUGAAGGAUGAUGUCCACAUAGUAGAGACAUUACCACCUGCCUUUGCCGGAAUUCACCCUUUCUCAAAAACUCCAAUAUCUUGGUCUAAGGUUCCUUAUUACAAGACCGAAGUUCUUCCCCUCCUAAAUCAACACAAAGUUAUCUAUUUCACACAUACCGAUUCACGGCUUGCUAACAACGGCAUUCCAAAAUCCAUACAGAAACUAAGAUGCCGUGUAAAUUACAGAGCAUUGAAAUAUUCAGCUCCAAUUGAAGAAUUCGGAAACAAAUUGGUAUCUAGAAUGCAGCAGAAUGGAAAUCCUUAUCUUGCCCUUCAUUUAAGAUAUGAGAAGGAUAUGCUUGCAUUUACCGGCUGCAGCCACAAUUUGACUGCAAAAGAAGAUGAAGAACUGAGACGGAUGCGAUAUGAAGUCGGUCACUGGAAGGAAAAAGAGAUUAACGGGACUGAAAGGAGAUUGCUUGGAGGUUGUCCGUUAACUCCAAGGGAAACUUCCUUAUUACUUAAAGCACUUGGUUUUCCAUCACUUCAAUAAUCCUCUAUGGUUCUAUUCCUAACUGAUUGGAGGUUUGGUUGAUGAAACUGCUUUCACCGGGAAUUAAUGUUGCAGCAGGCGUAUAUCAGUGGGGUGAGUGUUUUUGUUAGCAUUCAUAAUUAUGGAAUUUGCUACUAUGGAUGUGUUUGCCUUAUUUUGAUUGCAUAGGGACUCAUGUGUUUUGGGUAGGUCUAUUGGCUGUUGGUGGUUAAAAUUUAUGGUAUUUUAGGCAAGUAUUAGGUCUUUAUAUCAUGGUAUUUUAGUGUUUACCUACAUGUAGAUUCAACACCUAAAAAUUAUGGUUAAUCAUGUUUGAUGUCGUGGUUAAUGAAAUUAUGUUGAUUACUAAUGUGUGUUUACAUAUGGUAUAUCCAUUAACCAUUCAUUACAGAAUUAACCACAUAUUUGUACUUUCGUUUUAGCAUUGCGUUAACAAUGGAGCUUGAAUCCAUCUCUAUAAUGAUCUGAUUUGCACUGCGUUAACAAUGCAGCUCGAAUCCAUCUCUAUAAUGAUUUGAUCUGAUUUGCACUGAUUUGCACUUUGGCUUCUCAUA
Trifolium pratense (red clover) is the source of this 1394-nucleotide messenger RNA. Its product is annotated as O-fucosyltransferase 35-like. Bases 1 to 840 code for a protein of 279 amino acids. The transcript is spliced from 6 exons. The record is from RefSeq and is a predicted model, not a curated record. NCBI's taxonomy places the organism in Eukaryota, Viridiplantae, Streptophyta, Magnoliopsida, Fabales, Fabaceae. Gene Ontology annotation, cellular component: Golgi apparatus; cytoplasm; chloroplast.